AUGAAGCCUUCUUGGCUGCAAUGUCGCAAAGUCACCGGCGCCGGGGGACUCGGGGGCCCCCGGCCUGGGUCCUCUCCCGCCCGCGGAGCCGGCGCGGCCCGCAGGGCUUUCGUGGCCCCAGGCCCGCGGGGUGGUCUCGGGGGCCGGGGCUGCCGGGCUCUGUCCUCUGGCGGCGGUGGCGAGUACAGGACCCACUUCGCGGCCUCGGUGACAGACCCCGAGAGGUUCUGGGGUAAAGCCGCGGAGCAGAUCAGCUGGUACAAGCCCUGGACCAAAACGCUAGAGAACAGACAUCCGCCCUUCACCAGCUGGUUUGUGGAAGGAAUGCUUAACAUUUGUUACAAUGCCAUUGAUCGUCAUAUUGAAAAUGGUAAAGGGGAUAAGAUUGCUAUCAUCUAUGACAGUCCUGUAACAAAUACUAAGGAAACUAUUACCUAUAAAGAAGUCCUGGAGCAGGUCUCUAAGCUGGCUGGGGUUUUUGUCAAGCAUGGCAUCAAAAAAGGUGACACUGUCGUCAUCUACAUGCCCAUGAUCCCGCAGGCAAUGUAUACCAUGCUGGCAUGUGCAAGGAUAGGAGCUAUCCACAGCCUCAUAUUUGGGGGAUUUGCAUCUAAAGAACUAAGUACUCGCAUUGACCAUGCAAAGCCCAAGGUGGUUGUUACAGCAUCAUUUGGUGUUGAACCUGGAAGGAGGGUAGAGUACAUACCACUUCUAGAAGAAGCACUAAGAAUAGGACAUCACAAACCAGACAAAGUUCUCAUUUAUAAUCGUCCAAAUAUGGAAACGGUUCCUUUGGCUCCAGGUCGUGAUCUUGAUUGGGAUGAAGAGAUGGCAAAAGCCCAGUCACAUGACUGUGUUCCUGUUCUUUCAGAACAUCCACUGUAUAUUCUUUACACAUCUGGAACAACGGGGUUGCCUAAGGGUGUGAUUAGGCCCACUGGAGGAUACGCUGUAAUGCUAAACUGGUCAAUGUCUUCAAUAUAUGGACUUAAACCUGGAGAGGUGUGGUGGGCAGCUUCUGACUUAGGCUGGGUUGUAGGACAUUCCUAUAUCUGCUAUGGACCUCUUCUGCAUGGAAACACAACGGUUUUAUAUGAGGGAAAGCCUGUGGGAACACCAGAUGCUGGCGCUUAUUUUCGUGUGCUUGCGGAACAUGGAGUAGCUGCCUUGUUUACAGCACCGACUGCAAUUAGAGCAAUCCGUCAACAGGACCCUGGGGCAGCCUUGGGGAAGCAGUACUCUCUGACAAGGUUCAAAACAUUAUUUGUAGCUGGAGAACGAUGUGAUGUGGAAACCCUGGAGUGGUCCAAAAAGGUCUUCAAAGUACCUGUCCUAGAUCAUUGGUGGCAAACUGAAACUGGAUCCCCAAUUACAGCGUCGUGCAUUGGAAUAGGUGAUUCUCAAACACCUCCACCCGGGCAAGCAGGAAAAAGUGUUCCAGGAUACAAUGUUAUGGUUUUGGAUGACAACAUGCAAAAACUGAAGGCUCGGUGUUUAGGAAAUAUUGUGGUGAAGUUGCCAUUACCACCUGGGGCUUUUUCGGGACUCUGGAAGAAUCAAGAAGCAUUCAAACAUUUAUACUUUGAAAAAUUUCCUGGAUACUAUGACACCAUGGAUGCUGGUUACAUGGAUGAGGAAGGCUAUGUGUAUGUUUUGUCUCGAGUUGAUGAUGUCAUAAAUGUUGCAGGUCACAGGAUUUCUGCAGGUUCCAUUGAAGAGUCAGUCCUUUCCCAUGGUGCUGUGGCAGACUGUGCUGUUGUUGGCAAGGAAGAUCCUUUGAAAGGUCAUGUCCCCAUAGCACUUUGUGUGUUGAAAACAGAUAUAAAUGCAACAAAGGAACAAGUUUUGGAAGAAAUUGUCAAACAUGUUAGGCAGAACAUUGGCCCUGUGGCUGCUUUUCGAAAUGCAGUGUUUGUUGAACAGUUACCCAAAACCAGAUCUGGCAAAGUUCCUCGAUCAGCUCUAUCUGCCCUUGUCAACGGCAAGCCAUAUGAGGUAUCUCCUACAAUUGAAGACCCCAGCGUUUUUCGCCACAUAGAAGAAGUGCUGAAGCAGGCAUCAUGA
Messenger RNA from Cynocephalus volans (Philippine flying lemur), 2064 nucleotides. It is a transcript of the gene ACSS3, whose product is annotated as acyl-CoA synthetase short chain family member 3. Gene Ontology annotation, molecular function: propionate-CoA ligase activity. Lineage: Eukaryota; Metazoa; Chordata; Mammalia; Dermoptera; Cynocephalidae. The record is from RefSeq and is a predicted model, not a curated record. The coding region runs from base 1 to 2064 and encodes 687 amino acids. Gene Ontology annotation, cellular component: mitochondrial matrix. The transcript is spliced from 16 exons.